AUGAAGAUUACAGUUGCCACCUUUUCCCUGCUCCUGGUCCUGGCCCUGUGCAGCCAGUAUGCUGAAGGCUGCACUGGAUUUUAUGGCACUUUCGGUGUCCUGCUCCUUGGGGAUCCUUCUUUGCUAGCACUGAACCUCGAAAAAUAUGGACCUACUGAAGCUGAGACUCAAGCCUUAAUAAAGGUACAGGAAUGUUAUGCAGAAAGUCCUGUGAAAACAUCUCUCAUCGAUGCAUUAUUCUUGGUUCUUAUCAGCCAAACCAGCCACUCCCCCAGAGAGCACAAGAGUUCCUGGAUGGCAGUGGGUAGACGAAGUGAAGAGAUUCCAAGGACUUAUACCCUCAGAUGCUCAGCCUCAGCCAAGAGAGUGACUGUCAUUCAGCUGGCCUUGUUGCUGGCCCUCAAUACAGUUUGA
Trichosurus vulpecula (common brushtail) is the source of this 414-nucleotide messenger RNA. RefSeq names its product androgen-binding protein homolog. Lineage: Eukaryota; Metazoa; Chordata; Mammalia; Diprotodontia; Phalangeridae. The record is from RefSeq and is a predicted model, not a curated record. The coding region runs from base 1 to 414 and encodes 137 amino acids. The transcript has 3 exons.